CUCAAAAUUCGCUGACUUUUUCCUAUUCCUACCUCCAUUUUCUUUCUUUUAAAUCAAUGCAACAACAUGCCAAGAAAACUAGAAGAACUCCCCAAGAACCCGUUACUAAAAGCAUCUUGCAUUUCUAAAUACAUUACAUACCAGUGGUUGAAUCCUCUCUUCAAGAAAGGAAACAAGCAGCCUUUAAAAUCAGAAGAUUUUUAUGAGGUACCACCAGAAGAUGAGACAGAACAUAUAGCAAACAAACUUGAAAGACAAUGGAACAAAGAACAAGAAAGAGCCAAAACUGCAGGAAGGAGACCUAAACUAAGCCGAGCAGUUGCAAUGUACCUUGGAAGGGACUUUAUGAUGGUUGGGUUACUUAAUAUGUUGGAGGAAUUUAUGCGUAUUGGCAUGCCAUAUUUCAUAGGCAGAUUUAUAAGUUAUUUUGUACCAGGAACGACUACCACAAGACUCCAAGCAGCUUUAUACGGUGGCGUUAUUAUCUGCUUCUCAUACACUCUUGCCGUAAUUCACCACCCCUUGUUUUUCAUAGCAACUCGGUACGGAAUGCAGCUAAAAAAUGCCUUAGCAACUUUGGUCUACAGGAAGGCUAUUAGGUUGAGUCAAAACUCAAUGUCUAAGACCACCACUGGACAUAUAGUAAAUUUGAUGACAAGUGACGUGCAAAUACUGGAAAGGACAACUAUAUUUCUUCAUCAAACGUGGCUUGCUCCACUGCUCCUCAUUGUUGCAGCCGUCUUGUCUUGGCUUGAGAUGGGACCAUGGUCUUUCACUGGUAUCCUGGCUCUGCUGUUGCUGGCCCCUUUACAGGGCUGGAUGGGAAAGCAAUUUGCUCUUUUGAGGCAAAAGACAGCGACUAUGACUGACCUGCGCUUCAAGAUCAUGAGUGAAGUCAUAGCAGGAAUGCGGGUCAUCAAGAUGUACACAUGGGAAAAAGCAUUCUCAAAUUUAGUAGCUGAUGUCCGCGGGAAUUUCCUACAAAUGGAAGACAAAAAGAUGAUGUCUAAUAACAGAAGUACGAAGACUAGCUCAACAACCUCGCUGAAACCUGUUGUCGAAGUGGAAAAAAUCUCUGCAAAGUGGAAUGAGAGCCUGAACACGCAAACUUUGACAGAUAUUAGUUUUAAAGUCACUCCGGGUGAAUUACUGAUGAUCGUCGGUCCUGUUGGGGCAGGGAAAUCUUCGCUACUGAUGGCUCUUCUUGGUGAGUUACAAGUGUCACACGGUGUAGUAAACGUACAGGGGAAUAUCAGCUAUGCAUCACAGCAAUCCUGGAUCUUCUCGGGAACUGUAAAGGAGAAUAUCUUGUUUGAUCAAGAAUACGACAAGGAAAGAUAUGAUCGUGUGAUAAAAAAGUGUGCCUUGGAGAAGUUCAAUGGCUAUGAUAUUGUUUUGUGUCCCAGGGCUGUGUACUACGAUGCCGAAAUUGUUCUUCUUGAUGAUCCCCUUAGUGCUGUAGACACGAAUGUUGGGCGAAAACUAUUCGAUGAGUGCAUACGUGGUCUUCUAAAGGAUCGUAUCUGCAUCCUUGUCACACACCAGCUUCAGUAUCUCAAGGGAGCGACCAACAUCAUCUGUUUGAAAGACGGCCAUUGUGUUGGAAAAGGAACGUUUGAAGAGCUCAACGAAGGUGGUUUAGAUGUCAUGUCAUUGAUGUCGACCCUCUCUGACCAGGAUGUUAUGGUAGAGCAGGAAGCUGUCGACCUUCAUCAAAAUGAAUCAGACCAUCAUGUGGUCAUAGCCAAUGGAAAGACUCCUCUGUUGGAACCCAAUCACAUUUACAAGAGAUCUACGUCGGCUGUAUCGGAGGCGAUAACCGAAACAAGGACGAGAAAAAGUCACUGUGACUUGCCUUCAUCCAUGUCCAUGGAGACGCUUAAUGAUAGCCCCGAAGAGAUCUACGUGUCGAAACAAGAAGCUGAAAAACAGACGACUGGGACAGUAACCUGGAACGUGUAUCUGAAUUACUUAAAAGCUGGGAGUAGCCUGUUUGGUAUGAUCGUACUAGCAAUCCUAGUACUAGCAUCACAGGGAUCUAUUCUGGUUGGAGAAUGGUGGUUAGCUGAAUGGGCGGACAGCGAACACUACGUGUCAACAGUUGUACCAAAGAAAAGUAACUCGACAUUCUACUUGCCCUUCUAUGACAGAGACACGUACAUCAUCGUCUAUGGUGUACUCGUAGUCGUUGGCAUGGUAACCAAUCUGCUAUCAUUUGUCUUGUUGUUUCGCCUUUUUGUCUUGGCCUCAAAAAAUCUUCACAACAACAUGUUUAACAGCGUUCUCAGGGCUCCCAUUUAUUUCUUCGACACGAAUCCUGUUGGUCGUGUUCUCAAUCGGUUUGCUAAAGACAUCAGUCAAAUGGACGAUCUUCUUCCCUCCUCAUUUUCGGAUUUUGUCAGGCUCAGUGUCCUUACAUUUGCCAUCCUUCUCCUCAACGUGGUCAGCAUCCCAUACCUUUUGGUCGGCGCACUACCAAUGACUAUCCUCUUCGGUUACCUUAGAAAUUAUUACCUGAAGACAUCACGAGACAUCAAAAGACUGGAAGCUAUCAACCGUAGCCCAGUGUAUUCUCACGUAUCGGCAAGUUUGGAUGGUCUGAUGACGAUAAGAGCCUUCAAUGCUGAAGAACGAUUUAUUGACAGUUUCUAUGACUACCAGAACUACCACUCGGCUGGGUACUUCCUCUUUCUGACUACUCAAAGAUGGCUUGGUGCCAGACUUGAUGUCAUGUGUGCCUCGUUCAUGGCCUUGGCUGUUAUUGGUAGCAUGGUAACAUUUGAAACCGGAACAGCUUUGAGCGCUAGUGUUGUUGGUCUGUGUCUGACAUAUGCUAAGAUGUUAACAGGCAUGUUCCAGUGGUGUACAAGGCAGAGCGCUGAAGUAGAAAACAUUAUGACAUCAGUUGAGAGGGUUAUAGAGUACUCACAACUAGAACCAGAAGCAGAGCCCUCGAAACCCUUACAAAUCCCGCGGGAUUGGCCUAGUAAUGGCGUCAUUUCAGCCGAGCGGCUGUACUACUCCCAUCACAAGACGCUACCUCCAGUUCUCAAGAAUCUUAAUUUUUGUAUCAAAAGUGAAGAAAAGGUCGGUAUAGUUGGUCGUACAGGUGCUGGUAAAUCGUCCUUACUCAGUAUGUUAUUCCGACUGAAUAACCCAGAAGGACUGGUACAAAUAGACUCUCUAACAAUCACUGAUUUGUCCCUUCACGAUUUGAGAAGCGCUAUAUCCAUCAUACCACAG
Molecule: messenger RNA, 3243 nt
Organism: Actinia tenebrosa (Australian red waratah sea anemone)
Lineage: Eukaryota; Metazoa; Cnidaria; Anthozoa; Actiniaria; Actiniidae
Product: ATP-binding cassette sub-family C member 4
Biological process (GO): transmembrane transport
Cellular component (GO): membrane
Molecular function (GO): ATP hydrolysis activity; ABC-type transporter activity; ATP binding
Source: RefSeq, a predicted model, not a curated record